Rotaria sordida is the source of this 990-nucleotide messenger RNA. The record is from the annotation of a GenBank genome assembly. NCBI's taxonomy places the organism in Eukaryota, Metazoa, Rotifera, Eurotatoria, Philodinida, Philodinidae.
AUGAAUACAAAUGGUAGCAAUACGGUGUUUUGGUACUUCAAAAAUGGAGAUGUAUGGUGUGAUAAGUCCGACGCUGAAUGGGUUAAAUACAGAGAUGUUGAAAUGCAAAUUAUAGAAGAAGCUUAUCAGCAAGGAAAAUCUGAAGUUCUUCUUGAUAAAUAUCGAAUUGAUUUGAAAGAAUUCAUUCAAUUCAAUCGAACUGACUCAUUGAAACAGCGUCCUGUACGACGUCAAGUAGACUGUAAAGUACAAGAAUGUUUACGUGAAGAACGGUUUUGUUCUCCACCUUUUCUUACGUCAACACCAUCAUAUGGAAAAGCACUAGCGUGGUGUCCAUUUCUUACUGAAUGGCUCAAAUCACCAGCGGGUAGAAAAGCUGCACUGAACUUUCCUUCAGCCAUUGAUGCUUGUAUAAAUGGAAUUCUGCAAGAAGCGAUAAAACAUCAAAGUAAUAGUGAAACAGAAGCAAAAUGGAUGGUUGAUCAAUUGAAGUCAUGUAAAAUGAAACCUAGACGUGAAACGUCAAAAGUUUGCAUUCAUUUAUAUACUCGUGAAAGUUUUCUUUAUCAUGUUCUAAAUACUGCUUUGCGUGAAGCAGAUCAUUCGAAAUUGGAUACUCUCGGACCACUUUGCUUUCUUAUUCGUGAUUAUUCACGUACUUGUACAGAAUUUAUUGGAACAGUCUAUCGAGGAGUACAACUACCAUUGACGGCGAUUCUCUCUUAUAAACAAGCAGUAGGUUCAUGGCGCACGUGGCCUAGUUACACAUCAACAAGUAAAAAUAGAGAGAUGGCUGAAUUUCGUGGAAAUACAUUGUUUAUCAUUGAAAUUAUCAAUAGCAAGCUAAGUUUACAGCGUGCAUACGACGUGUCUGAAAUUUCGCAAUUUCCUAGUGAAGACGAAGUUCUUUUGCCAGCUGGAGUGUCUUUUCAAGUGAUUAAUGUUGAACAGGAGCUUAACCAAAAAUAUAUAAUUCAAAUAAAACUUUGA